This is a messenger RNA of Pelmatolapia mariae (spotted tilapia), 5829 nucleotides long. It is a transcript of the gene pde5ab, whose product is annotated as phosphodiesterase 5A, cGMP-specific, b. The coding region runs from base 168 to 2819 and encodes 883 amino acids. Lineage: Eukaryota; Metazoa; Chordata; Actinopteri; Cichliformes; Cichlidae. Gene Ontology annotation, biological process: signal transduction. The transcript is spliced from 22 exons. The record is from RefSeq and is a predicted model, not a curated record. Gene Ontology annotation, molecular function: 3',5'-cyclic-GMP phosphodiesterase activity; protein binding.
CGCACCGACCUACCAACCGGCUAGCGAGGAGCUCUCUCUCGGAUCCCCCUCUUUCUCUCCCCGCCUUGCUCCCUCUUUAUUCCUCCACAUAUAUUCGGUACCGGGUCUUCCGCGGAUAAAUGUAAUCGGAGCUCACAGUGGGGAGACGCUGUUGUCGCUUUUCCCCCAUGGAGGACUGUUGUUCCCCGGAAAACGAGAGGAUGGAAGCGUGGCUGGACGACCACUUGGAGUUCACCCAUUCCUACUUUGUCAGAAAGGCGUCAAGGGAGAUGGUGAAUGCCUGGUUUGCUGAACGCAUCCAUUCCUUUCAGCCAUCUGUGUCCAAAGAAAGUCCUUCACAGCAGCGAGCCCACCAGUCCACCACUGACCUUGGCCCUCCCUGUGCCUCCACCAUCCUCCCACCUACCCUCAGCCACUUGGACAACCGCUGUCCAUCCCCAGCUACAGUCUCCAGCCCGGCCCCUGGUACCCCAACUCGCAAAAUCUCAGCGUCAGAGUUUGACCGCCCACUCAGACCCAUUGUGGUUAAAGACUCAGAGGGCUCUCUGACAUUUUUGAGUGACGCUGACCGUGAAAUUGUCCCUGUCAGGGGCUUGGUGAUGGGUGAGGGUGGUAUUGGUGGGGGAGGUGGGAAUGGAGGUGGUGGUGGUCUUGAGGGUGACCGCUGUGCCAGGCUGCUGGAGCUGGUGAAGGAUGUUUCGAGUCAUCUGGAUGUGACAGCACUCUGCCAUAAGAUCUUCCUCCACAUCAAUGAGCUGAUUGCUGCAGACCGCUACUCACUGUUUCUGGUGGGUGAGGAUAGCUCAAACAGGAAGUUCUUGGUCAGCCGGCUGUUUGAUGUGGCAGAAGGAACCACGCUGGAAGAAUCUUCCAGUAACUCUAUCCGACUGGAGUGGAACAAAGGGAUUGUGGGACACGUAGCUUCUACGGGACAACCACUUAAUAUCAAGAAUGCUUAUGAGGACCCCAGGUUUAACGCUGAGGUCGACCAUAUCACAGGUUACAAAACCCAAAGUAUCCUUUGUCUGCCUAUCAAGAACCACAGAGACGAGGUAGUUGGAGUGGCUCAGGCUAUAAACAAGAAAUGCGGGGACGGUGGAGCCUUUACUGAGCAGGAUGAAAAGGACUUCUCAGCUUAUUUGGCGUUUUCAGGCAUCGUACUACACAACGCACAGCUGUACGAGACGUCACAGCUGGAAAACAGACGCAAUCAGGUGUUGCUGGACCUGGCCAGUCUGAUCUUUGAGGAGCAGCAGUGCCUGGAGGUUUUACUGAGAAAGAUUGCAGGAACCAUCCUGUCCUUCAUGCAGGCCCAGGCUUGUACCGUCUUCAUCGCUGACGAAGACUCAAUGAACACUUUCUCCAGUGUCUUUCACAUGGACUAUGAGGAACUGGGUGAAGUCCUAGAUGCCCCAAAAAGGGGGCAUGAUAACAGCCAGAUUAACUAUAUGUACGCCCAGUAUGUUAAAAACACCAUGCAGCCUCUGAACAUUGCCGAUGUCACCAAGGACCAGCGCUUUCCUUGGACGAGCGAAAACCCAGAUCACUCUAGCAAUCAGAUAAAGAGUUUGCUCUGCACUCCCAUCAGGAAUGGCAAGAAGGACAAAGUCAUUGGUGUUUGUCAGUUGGUGAACAAAAUAGAUGAAGUGUCAGGCAGCGUCAAGGCAUUCAACAGAAAUGAUGACCAGUUCCUGGAGGCAUUUGCCAUUUUCUGUGGUCUCGGCAUCCAAAACACACAGAUGUAUGAAACUGUAGAGAGAGCUAUGGCCAAGCAAGAGGUCACUCUGGAGGUCUUGUCGUAUCAUGCCUCUGCUGCAGAUGAAGAAUCACGGGAACUCCAGUUAGCAACCAUUCCAUCAGCUCAGUCGCUCCAUCUUCUGGACUUCAGCUUCAGUGACUUUGACUUGUCCGAUACUGAAACCACGCUGGCUACUGUGCGGCUGUUUGUUGACCUCAACCUGGUCCAAAACUUUCAGAUGAAGUACACGAGUUUAUGUCAGUGGAUUAUGAGUGUUAAGAAGAACUACAGGAAGAAUGUGGCCUAUCAUAACUGGAGACAUGCCUUCAACACAGCCCAGUGCAUGUUUGUGCUCCUCAAGUCAGGGCACUUACAGAGCUAUAUGAGUGAUUUGGAGGUGCUGGCUCUAAUGAUUGCAACACUCUGCCACGACCUGGACCACAGAGGAGUUAAUAACUCCUACAUACAGAGGAGUGACCACCCACUGGCCCAGCUGUACUGCCACUCCACCAUGGAGCAUCACCACUUCGAUCAGUGCCUCAUGAUCCUCAACAGCCCUGGAAACCAGAUCCUGAGCGGCCUUUCUCUGGACGAGUACAAGGCCACUCUGAAGAUGAUUGAAAGGGCUAUUCUGGCCACCGACCUCGCCCUGUACAUGAAGAGGCGAGGGGAGUUCUUUGAGCUGACCAAGAACAACCAGUUUGUUUGGGAGGAUGAACACCACAGAGACCUGCUGAGGUCAAUGCUGAUGACUGCAUGUGACAUCUCUGCCAUCACUAAGCCCUGGCCAGUACAGAAAAGGAUUGCAGAGCUGGUGGCCACUGAGUUUUUCGAGCAGGGGGAUAAGGAGAGGCAAGAGCUGAACAUUGAACCAAUUGACCUGAUGAAUCGUGAGAAAAGGGAUAAGAUACCGAGCAUGCAGGUGUCCUUCAUUGAUGCCAUUUGCAUUCAGUUAUAUGAGACUUUGGCUGGCUUAUCGGAGUAUUGCUCCCCGUUGUUGGAAGGAUGUCAGAAAAACCGGCAGCAGUGGAAGUGUUUAGCCGAGGAGUGUGAGAAGGGGCUUGUCAACGGCUUGGUGUGAUCCAAACACCAGUUUGGUUUUCAUCCAACUCAAAUUUCCAGAGUUCCACAUUUUCAACCUAUUCUCAUUAAAAUUAUCUAAUAGCGUAUUGUGUGGACUGACAGUGAGGUAGAAAAGUAAUUUUCCUACCAUGAAAAAAAAACAUUAGCUAUAGAUAAUAGAAGAGGUCACUUGCCUUGAGCAGUCUUAAUACUUUAAGACUUAAUCUAUUACGGUUGAGGUGCCGCAGUCAGGUUUCACAGUUUGUCUUUCUUUUCCUUGUUGUAAUCUGGAGUUUACUCACCCGGCAAAGCGUUUGCUCAGAUAUAGGAAAAUUACAAACGAUCAUGCAUAGCCAUGCCAAUGAGUACAAGUUAAAAAAUAAAGUAAGAUAGAAAAAAAACUGUAAAAACAUCCACAAGUCAGUCUGUUGACUUGUUGGUAAUCUGCCUAGACUUGGCAGCACUUUUCCUGUCUCCCGGAGUAUCAGUAAUUCUUGUGAGUACUUUUCACAACAGAUAAAAAUAGAGAAACUAUGAAAUAACAUCAAAGUUGUAUGCUAGUUUUACAGCUAAGCCCUACCAUGAACAGAAAGGAAUGAAAUGUGUCCAUAACAAGAAAUCAUUGUUUCUGAGGUCAUGGUCAUUUUAUCCUGUCACCACCAUUUUUUCUCACUCACCAGAGAUAAUAACAAAGUCAGCACUAAGCUAUAUUUAUUACCAUAGACAUUGUUAUUUUUGCACAGAGUGGCUUUCAUAUUGAUGGUCUCACCUACACUAUCUGUGACAGGUAGUGAACUUUAGGGAACACUGAAUGGUUAAGCUGCAUACACACUGGAAGCUCUACAUAUUUACUUCCAGGUCAUAUGUAUUGGUAGUUGCUUCGGUCGCUUGCCUAGAAGUUGAAAAAAAAAAUUAUCUUCCCUUAGCAGAUAGGAAAUGGUAAACUGACUGAUUCUUAUUUAGCACUUUUCUACUCUGCCUGAACAUUCAAAGAAUUUGCCUGUGGUUAUUUCAUCUGUAAUCACUUGAAGUUGUGGGAUGUAAUUCACUUUGAAUGGUCUCUAUUCACUAUGUCGCUUCCAGUGUUCAUGGAGCUUUAGCACCAUUAGCACCAUUCUAGUGGGAUGAAAACAAUGCAACUACUAUAUACUUUACAUAGUGUCACAAUAAUCUUAUAGACUUGUUAUAUGUCUUCACGGCGCACACACACACACACACACACACACACACACACUACGUGGGUUUGAGUCUUUCGUACAUUUUAUUCACUGUCUUAACUAUUGCAUAUUUAUUUUUGUUUUAUAUAUUUAUUAGAGUCUAUAUUGUAAGGUCAUUCUUUUGUCAAAGCACACAAUUAUUAUCUAGAAAAUGUUUUCAUAUGUGGAAAAAAAAUCCCGUCUUUUUUUAUAGGCCCUUUCUUAGGAACAACUGCUUCUUCUGAUGACAUUUGGAAAUGUACUGUAUUGUGUUAUUUGGAAUUUAGAUUUUCUAUUUUUCCAGCUGUAGGAAGAGCCAAAGACUAGAUCUGUGAUUUCAAAGGGAAAUGGAUCUAGAUGUUGCCACUGCCUUGUUGCGAUAAAGUACACAAUUCACAGUUUUACAGAACCACUUAUUUUUAUUUAGCCAUGUCCAGUAAUGCUGUUUAUACAUACCAAUUUUACAAACUGAACGACGGAGUAAUGUCUACAGAAUAUAAAGUAUGAUUUACUCACCGAGGGUGGCAUCUAGCUCUGAUACAUUGUGAUGCGGUGUAUAAUUUCUAUUUCUGUAAACCUGAUUUUCUAAUGGGUAAAUGUAAAAAUCUGUUCAAACAAGAUAUUUGCUACAAGGAAAAAAAUGAUUCUUUAACAUUUAGAGCAGUUUCUGUUGCACUACAAAGACUGACUGAACAACAGAAUUUGGCAGAAAAUUUCAGUAUGUAACCCAGAAUGUAUCCAGGAGCAACUUUUUCAUUAGAUAAAGAUAUUAAGUGUUUCAGCAUUUUGAUGUGUUUGGGUUCACUGCUGUCCACCCUUUAGAGGCAGAGGUUUUCAGUCUGUAGUCAGAGGCGAGGUGCCAUCAGCAACACAUUUAAAAGAACAAUCUGGUACCUUUGGACCUUGUGAAAUGCAGGUUUUUGCUGAUCCUGCAAGAAGGAACAAUUACUCCUCAAUAAAAGUGAUUUCAGCAUGUCCACACUAGGAAUAAAUAGAAAAUGCAACAUUACUAUGACAUUUUUCUGUACACCUAGAAUGUUUGUUAAUAUCUAGUUUUGAAGGAUGCUACUGUUACCCUUCAGAACUCUUUUUUUAUGCAGAAAAGAAAAAGUUCUGAAAUGUUUUGGUAAAUGAAACUGCUGAAUCAGCAGAACUAGUAAAACAGUUAAUUGUCCAGCCGAUAAACUGUUGAUGAGGAGUCACAGAGGUCUGGAAGCCACUACCAUACAGGGGAGGGCAGCAGAUAUUUUCUGAAUACAUCUCACUGAAAAAAAUAAUGUAGGAGGAUGCAUAAGGACUUAAGAAAAGAGAAGAGCAAUGCGCUGAGAACUGGUUUGAUCUGUUCGGUGCAGUGGAAAUAAAAAAGGCUUCUACUGGAUAACAGUAUGAUAACAUUGUUGCAUAAGAGCAGUGGGAUCUGGCAGAACAUAUUUCACCCCCUGCUUUAAAGUACAGAUUAUUUUUUUAGUUACAGGGUUUCAAAGUUUCUGAUAUUACUAUGUUGGUUGUUUACUUUCUCUAUCAUUCAGCUCUUUACAUUUAUACAGAGUACACAGGUGCCACAUAGGUGCAUUUAAUGAACAGCUUACUAAUGGACAUGACAGAUUCAUUUAAACUCAAGCACUUUUGUAGAUGUACAUGCUCAGAAAGUUAAUUUGUGUCCGUGGUUGUCAUUUGUACAUUGAAUAAGUCUCCAGGACUAUUUUACUUGUGCCUGUAGCUUAGCCUCUGUGCUCUCUGGAGAAAAAAACAAACAAAAAACCCCUCACUGCUUGGUUGUCGGUUUUUUCUUUUGCAUGUAUAUGAGAGGGCAUUACACGACAGAUGGAUGGA